GUGACAAGGCAGGGAACCUGCGCUGAGUCCUCUACAUAUGCUCAGAGCCCGGAGACUAGACCUGGGAGCUGGGAGCUGGGAGCUGGGAGCUAGAGCCGGAGGAGCCGGAGACAUGAACAAGGUCUUCCCUCAGGUGGAUGGCAAUGGCAAUGCUGCUGCUGGAACCGAAGCCCUCCCUGCAGGGGAAGCAGACUGCAGCCCUCUCUGCUGCUCACACCGAGGAGCCUUCCUCUCAGCCUUCCUGCUGCUCCUGCUGGCAACUCUUGCAGCCCUGAUUGCCCUGGUCGCCAUCCUUGGACCCCCACCACGCACGCCAGGGGCCCAGGCCUGUGUGACACUGAUGAACAGGACAGGCUUCCUGUGCCAUGACCGGAGGAGCUGCGUCCCGGCCAGCAGGGUCUGUGACGGCGUCCGCACCUGUGCCCACGGCGAGGACGAGGAGGAGGCCUUGUGCCGAGAUGUGCCCCAUAGCCUCCCCAGCUUCCUCGUGGAGCGCUGUGGAGACCCCGCAUCCUGGAUCUACUCCGACCAAAAGUGUGAUGGGAUCAACAACUGCGGGGACUGCUCAGACGAACUGAGCCCAGUGAGUACGUGCCCGCUCUGCAGCCCUGGGUGGUGGCGUUGCCCCUCGACUGUCUUCAGAUAUUGCAGCUGUAUUCCAAGGAGCCUCUGCCAGGAUCACGUGCAGCACUGCUCUGAUUGGUCCGACGAAUAUUCCUGUCCUGGACCCUGAGUGGGUCACCCAGGCCAGAGUGGGAGGCUGGUUGGAAUGGGACUGAUAACCCUGCAUGUGAGCUAUGAAUCCAAGUACACAAGAGCAGGAAGGAGCCUUCGAGAUUGUCUAGUGGGGUCUACAUACCAUUAUCUCUGAGUAGGAAUUGCCUCUC
Camelus dromedarius (Arabian camel) is the source of this 887-nucleotide messenger RNA. RefSeq names its product low density lipoprotein receptor class A domain containing 1 (gene LDLRAD1). Gene Ontology annotation, cellular component: plasma membrane. The record is from RefSeq and is a predicted model, not a curated record. The transcript has 6 exons. NCBI's taxonomy places the organism in Eukaryota, Metazoa, Chordata, Mammalia, Artiodactyla, Camelidae. Gene Ontology annotation, molecular function: protein binding. Bases 38 to 733 code for a protein of 231 amino acids.